This is a messenger RNA of Syngnathoides biaculeatus (alligator pipefish), 5414 nucleotides long. It is a transcript of the gene ascc1, whose product is annotated as activating signal cointegrator 1 complex subunit 1. NCBI's taxonomy places the organism in Eukaryota, Metazoa, Chordata, Actinopteri, Syngnathiformes, Syngnathidae. The transcript has 11 exons. Bases 57 to 1289 code for a protein of 410 amino acids. Gene Ontology annotation, molecular function: RNA binding. Gene Ontology annotation, biological process: DNA alkylation repair; regulation of DNA-templated transcription. The record is from RefSeq and is a predicted model, not a curated record. Gene Ontology annotation, cellular component: nucleus.
CUUCCAUCAUUUCACCGGCUCCUUUGGGGUAAGUGUACAGGACCUUCCUCGGGGGAAUGAGCUCCGAGGCGCUGAAACCCGAACCGGUCACCGAGCUGCCGCUCACGCCCCCGGCCGAGGAGGACGAAGAGGACGCCGCCAUUGCCUGCGCAGCAUUUCGAAAAAAGACGCUCGUGUGUCACUUCAACAUUUUAUAUCGAACGCUACCAGCUCUAGUUGGCAACAUGGACGUUUUGCGCCCUCGGUUAAUUAAUAUAGAUGGAAGAAUAUACCGAAGGAACGUCAUUCAAGAAGAACAGUAUGAGGAGGAAGAGGAUUUUUCCUACACGGGACCACCCGAGAGCGAGGAGCUGGAAGCAGAAGAAACCUGCGACAUUCACGCCAUUGAACAGACUGAGAGAGGAUUCCGUUGUGCCAUCGACGUGCCGACUGUCCUGUACAAGUACAUCAUCGGGAAAAAGGGAGAAACUCGUAAACGCCUGGAGACAGACACAAAGACGUCAAUUUACAUCCCCAAGCAAGGAGUGGAAGGACAAAUCGUUGUGACGGGAGCGCACAGAGCCGCGGUCUCCUCCGCCGUCACGCGGAUCGAGCUCCUCAUUGACAGCUUCCGCAAGAAGCAGCCGUUCACGCACUUCCUGUCGUUCCCGCUCAAUGACCCCGAAAUCCAGGAGGGAUUCCUGAAGUUUAAAGACCAAGUCCUGGAGCGCUGUUCACAGGACCAAGGUUUAGACGGAAGCAUCUUUCAGAACCCGGCAAAGCUUCACUUGACCGUCGGCACUCUCACGCUCUUGGAUGACUCGGAAGUGAGGAAAGCAAAUGAGCACCUCCAGGACUGUCAAAACUUUAUCAGGGACAUCACAGGAGGGAAGCCUCUGCCGUUACGGGUCACGGGCAUCGAGUAUAUGAACGACGACCCCGCAAUGGUCGACGUCCUGUACGCUAAAGUCGACGUGAAGGAUGGCUCUGAUAAGUUGCAAGUGAUCGCCGAACGGCUGGUGGAGUAUUUUGUCUCCAAGGGGCAGAUGGCGAGAGAGUGGGACCGGGUCAAGCUGCACGGCACUGUCAUCAACACCCUGUUCAGAAAAGACACGACGGUGGAAGAAGCCAGCGGGUCGGGAAGACAAGGCCCCAACAAACGAGAGACGUUUGAUGCCAGAAACAUAUUAAAGAUAUUUGGAGUUUAUGAUUUUGGGGAGCUGGAUCUGAACACGGUGUCACUCUCGCAGCGAUACUCGGCCGACAGCACGGGCUACUACGCCUCCGCAGGAAGUAUCAGCUUCUCCUGAGGUCACGCCAUCCUCGCAGACUCUCCCGAGCCCGGAAUUCAUCAUACACAUGAUACUCGGCUAUUUCGCUGUGAUUUGUGAGCCCGCGUUGACCUGACGAGAACUAUUUUCGACCGGAGUGUUUGUUUUCUUGACCCCGCCGCCCCCGCUCGGAGUAGCCGCGUGACCCACUUUGAGUCCCAACUUUAGCGGUCAGCUGUCAGCGACGAGUAUCCUCAUUAACGACUCGCCGUUAAAUCUCAACGCGGCGGAAGCGCACGUGUGGAAGGGGUCGCGUGGCUUCGUCGGGAACGGAUGAGGUGGGGCAACGCAUUUCAAAAUAAAAAGCAGUCUGGGGGAAAAAGUUGUUAUUAUUAUUUUAGGCAUGUCCUUUUCCUGUCGAGCCAUUUUGACAGGCUAGCCCACAGGUGUCAAACUCAAGUCCCGGGGGCCAGAUCUGGCCCGCCACGUGAUAUCAUGUGGCCCGUGGUGGCAAAUCAACUUCCACGAUUUUUGUGAGUAUCUGUUCUAAAUUUCUUCGUCGUGUAUCAUAAAUGAUGACAUUUAGAUGUUAUUUGCAUUUUUGUGUAACCAAGCAUGAACAAUCGUUGGAAAUACAAGUUAGCAUUGUGUUCUGAUUCCAGAACUAUUUCAGAAAUUUUGGUUGUAAGUUAGAGGCAAUUUAAAGAUUUCUAUGGUUUCACAGUAACAACCCCCCUCGGAGGGAAACCGGAACUACAAUGCGGCCCGUGCCAAAAAUGAAUUUGACACCUCUGGCCUACCGCUAUUCCCAGGAUUUGAACACCUAGCAUAAAUCUGCCGCAUUAAAAAGUCCCGGUGGCUCUAUCCAGUCAAUUUUAGACCCUCUACUAUCAUAACCGUCAUGCUUCUAACGCUCAUGAUUCAUGAUUUGUUUGGUUCUGUUGUUAUUUACUACUUCUGUUGUUAUCCCGGCUCCCGGAGAUCUCCGGGGGUGCCGGCUCAGAACUGCCUCAACACCACAGACAAAUCCAAAGGUACAAUUAUAGAUGUGUUUCCGAGGGUCCGUACGUAUUCCUGACCGAUGACGGGCGAUCUCCUGAUCGACGCAUCGGAUCCGCCAAAUGGCGCCGCCGUCGGUGUUUCCUCUCCUACGAUCUUGGCCGGUCCACCCCGGAGGUCAUCAUGUGUCGGUGGCCGAGUUAGCUCAGCCAGCUCGGCAGCGCUCAAGGAACCCGAUCCUGCACUUGGCCGGACUCCCUCUAUACUAGUUACCUGAAACAUCGACGGCUCAAUAUCGACCCAUGUGCCUUGGAGAAACACAAAUGGAGCAAGAAUUUCGAACUGUGGGCGUCGGUAUCCUAUCCGGACAUUGUCGACUAGCUCCUCUUCUCCACAAGUGUUAAUUCCGUGGACCAACUAAAGAAUGACAAAGGUCUGGAGGCCUACAACCAAUUCAUCAAUGGCUGGCUUUGUGAUGCGGCGGUAUCCAUUGUAAGCACACUUCUAAGGUUAGUGUACCGCACAAUGCAAUUUAAAUAUGUACCGUGUGAUUAUCGUCAGCGUUGUGUUAAAUUAUGUUGAUUGUACCAAUGAAAGAGGUGAAGAUUUAUUAUUUUCAUUUUUGUUACCGAGCGGGACGAGUCCCAAGUGGACUUUACGACGCCCACUUUCAUUUGAGUAACGAAUGACAUGGCAGUGCGCACCCAUUCACGCGCCUUUCCCGCUUAGUUACGGUUUGUUUACUUCAAUUCACCCCACCAAAAUGGCGAUCGCGAUCUAAACCGGAAAGUGUGUGACGUCAGUGGAAAACGGUCAAUUGGCACUCACGGGUUCUCCACUUCAAAGAGUAAUUUGGUCACUUCAUUGCCUAAAUUUGAUCAUUAACGUGACAGACAUGCCAGACUGAUUUUUUUGUCCUUACUAUUAGGAGUCCGGAAUGAAGUUUCGUGAUUUGUAACAUGUUUUCUACCGAUUUAUACAUCGUAAUGUCUUGUAGUCCUCCUUGUAAUGUAAAUACGGUAUAAAGCGGUUGAGGAAGUCAAUGGCGGAAGUUGGGUAAACUCAAGCAGUCCUUCACUGAAAUGAGUCCGACAGCUGACCGCAUUUUCGGGUUUCUUUCUCCACUUAAAUGUAGUGAAACACUUCGUUGCAUUAUAAGUGCUAAAAAUGUAAUAAGGAUACUAUUUGAUGAAAUGAGUAUGUUUCAAAGUGACGAAAUAAGAUUACAAAACUUUAGGACUCAUUGAGGUCAAUGAGUCCGUCACUUAAAUGAGCCCGACAGUUGACGCCCCCUCCAUGUUUUUCUUUCUUAAAGUAAAAAUUAAGAUAAAACUUUCGGUCAUAUUGUGUGUGUUCCAACGUGUGACGUAUAUCAAUUAGUAAUAAUGAUAAUUAUAAAAAAUAACCCCAUGGCAUAACCACAGUAGGGUCAUUUUAAACAAAAAAAAAAUCCCAUGGCGGAACCAAAGUAGAUUACUCUCGACAGCAGGCAGUCCAAGUGUUUGCUGUGUGUCAAGUCGCGACCAGCCAUCAAAUGGUCAUUUGAAUGUCAAAUAAAAAUUUUCCAAAAGGGUUUCAAGAUGAAGCAGCACAAACUGUCAGCUGGGAAGCGCCUCGCCAAGCCCAUUCUCUUCGGGACGCUCGUUGUUGGACUGGCCGCUGCCUUCUUCAGCAGGCACAGGUUCCUCCAGGAUGUGGAGGACAUGCGGGCGCAGGAGCGAGCGAGGAACGACGUCAAGAGGAUGGAAAUCGUGGAGAGGAGGCACAAACAGAUGGAGAAGAGGAAAGGAAACAGCGUGACACACGUACAAAGGCCUUGAUAAUCACAAAAUGGAUUAUAACAGAUGAGUCGUUGAUGGUGUAGUGGUGCACACGCCUCACUUUGGUGUGGGCACCGUGGGUUCAAUUCCCGCUCGGUGGUGUUUUAUCUGUUAUGUGACUGACUGGCAACCAGUACAAGACCGCCUUUCACCCGAAACUAGCUGGGAUACGGUCCAACACUCCUGCACCUUGUAAGGAUAAGCGGCUUGGAACGUGAAUGGAGAAUUUUUAGAAGAAAUAGAAUUUGCCCCCCCCCCAAAAAAAAAAAUAAUCUGAUCAUAACUUUAUUUGUGAAUGUAUUGAACUUCCAUUGUAGAGAUGACAACAGAAGGGUUUUUUUUUUUUUAAUUUAAAUAAAUUACAUAUGCAAACAUCACCAAACACAGGUGACGCUACGCAUGAAUAAAUAAAAAAUGAAUUGAAGUGCUUGGUUUGCCUGUCAUGGAAGGAGGUCCAAAAUAAUUAAAAUAACAAAAAAACAAAACUUGUUUCAUUCAAGGUGGAUUUGGAUACAUAAAUGUGUCAUAAAUUAAUACAAAUACCAAAUAACUUUCUGUACAAAAACACACUUCUCUAAUCUUCCUAUAAUUGUGAAAUGUGUUCAUAUUUUAGAAUGUCAUUAUUAAUUAGACAAAUACAAAUUAUGAAAACUGAGUAUACAAUUUAUAGGAUAGUAAAUUAUUUUUUUUUUAUUAAAGGAAAUUUAAUAAAUUGUGUACUGUGAGAAAGUUAAAUAUUUCCGUAAACCUUUUAUUACGAUAAAUGUAAAUCAAUAUAAAUUAAUUCUAAUUUGAUUUGUGAAAUAUUUACUCAAGAUUUCAUGAAGUAUUAGUCUGGUAUUAUACAUUAUUAUGAAAUGCUUUAAUGCAUAUAAUAAAAGUUUUUACUUUUUUUUUUUAAAUGCAGUUUUUAUAUUAAAUGAAUUUGCAGCUGGUUAGCACAGGGGUGCCCAGACUUUUUUUUUUUUAACCCCAAGAUCUACUUUUCAAGCAGGGUGUACCUCGCUACUGCCCGGUGACAGCCGGGAUAAGCUCCAGCACUCCCGCGGCAACCCGUGAGGAUAAGCGGCUCGGAAAAUCAAUGAAUGAUAAUGACUAUUUGUAAUUUUGAUUAGUUUAUGACACAUUCAUUUUUUUUUUCCCCAUGUGAAGUCCACCAUAGUCAUAACCAGUUUUGUUGUUGAGUGAUUUCAAUAAAAUUCCUUGCCACCUGUAACUGGAAUGUAAACGAUCAAUAUGACCAAAAGUGCGAGACAUUUGGAAUAGCCCUCUUCCGUCUUUGGUCGCAAGCGCGACAGAAAGCAAACGAAAUGCAAAAAAAAAAAAAAAAAAAAAAAAAGACAAA